UUUUCUUCAAGUGUGUAAACAACUGCGUAUUAUGUCAAGAAGAGAUGAUAACACACAUUUUAUAACACUUUUAUCAAGAAUAGCCAUCCAGCUCCACAGACUGGGUAGCCUACCAACAUCUGUCCAAACUGGCACUUGUCACUCUUUCGGUUCAAGAAGAAGGGAGUUUCGCGCCCCAUCACAGCUAUGGCCAGUUUGGCGUGGGGAGGUCAGGGCCAAGAGUUCUUCAAGAAGCACAAGGGGGAGCUUGAGAUGCGUCUUGAUGUCCUUGCACCUCUUCUUAUCCACCUGGAGAGUGGCGGGGUCCUCUCUCGCCUGGAGAGGGAAGAGGUGGAAUGCAAAACAACCAGCCAGGGUAAGAACUUUGCCCUCAUAACCAUGCUGGAGAAGAAAGGAGCCGUAGCACAAGAGAGGUUUUAUGAGGCUCUCAAGAAACACAACUCUCUUUUGGUGGAGGAUCUUCAGCCCGAGACACAGCAAAGAAGAGAUGUUCCUCCUCCUGGGCAGAUCCAGUUCACUUCAGUGCAGCCAGACUCUGUGUCCUUAAGCUGGUCACCACCAGAGGGCGCUCCUGGACCCCACAGGUUCAGAGUGACCUGGACAGGAGGUCAAAAGCUACACAGAAUAGUAGUGGCAGGUUUGGGUCUGAAGGUGACAGAACUGAAUCCAGGAGAGAAGUAUAACUUUGCUGUGGCCACCAUCAGUGAAGAUGGCUCAUUGAAGAGCUCAUGUGUGGAGAGAUCUGUUCACACAGCGGUUCCUCCACCAGAUAAUCUCACUGUGGAUUUGAGGUCAUUGACAGCCCAUCUGAAGUGGACCAAACCUGUCGGAGUGGACCAGGUAUCUUACCUGCUGGAGCUUCAGAAUCAGAAUCAUCAGAAAUGCAUAGAACCCAUCCACAGAAAUUCACCCAGUUACACACUCACAGGCCUAUAUCCUGGAGGAGAUUACACCAUCAGUGUGUACACUGUACUAAGCAAUGGCUGCCAAAGCAAACCCAGCAGCCAAAUCUUUAAAACAGAGAUUCCAGUCCCAGAGAGUCUGACUGUGGGAUCCAUCACUACAUCAUCUGCUAGCCUCAGCUGGGAGGUGCCUCCUGAGAUGAAGCAGACUCCACACAGUUUCCUGGUCUCUUACCAGAGUGACGGGACUGAGCCACAGUCCAUGUCUACCAAGUCAUGCAGCGCAGACAUCACCGGCCUGAAAUCAGGAACUGAUUACACUGUUGUAGUCUACACACAGCUCCAACAUGGAGGAAAGAGCCAGCCUGUUUCUGUUCACUUUAAGACAGGUCCAUCUCUGAGAAUCGUGCUGAUUGGAACGACUGGAGAGGGAAAGAGUGCUGUGGGCAACACCAUCCUAGGGAGAGAAGCAUUUCACUCAGAUAACUCAGUCACACAAGUGUGUGAAGGAGUGUGUAUGGGUAGUCCGAGACCGAUUGAAGUGAUUGAUACACCCGGUAUUUUACACACAGACAGAGAUACAGAUGUGAAAGAGGUAGUGAAAUUUAUGACAUACUGGUCUCCAGGUCCUCAUGUAAUCCUGCUGGUGAUUGCAGUGGGGAAGUUCAGUAGGGAGGAACAGAAGGCGGUCAGAGCCCUACAGGAGCUCUUUGGGGAGAGAGCUGCAAAGUACAUGAUGAUCCUGUUCACUCACAGUGAUGAACUGCAUGGUCAGACUAUUGAUGAAUAUCUGCACUCUACCCAGCCUGAACUGAAGAAAGUGAUAAAGAGCUGUGGUGGACAAUACCAUGUGUUCAACAACAAGAGCAGUGACCGCCGUCAAGUUGUAGAGCUGAUGAAUAAAAUAGAUGAGAUGGUGGAGAAAAAUCACUACACUGAUGAGAUUUAUGAAGAGACGAGGGCAUCUGAGCUGAAAAUGAUCCAGAAGAAGCUAGUCAUCGUUGGCAAGCCUUGUUCUGGGAAGGGUACUUUUCUUAGAGUUUUCAAAGAUAACACGUUUCCUGAAGACUGGAUUCCCAUGAUAUUUGAUAGCUGUAACGUUCACAUUGAAGUUGAUGGGAAACAGGUGCAGCUUGAGCUGUGUGGCACAAAUGGCAUGGAUGAAUACGACAGACUGCGGCCCCUGUCUUACCCCGGUGCAGAUGUCAUUCUUAUGUUUUUCUCCAUAGUUAAACCAUGCGCUUUGGAGAGCAUUCCAGAGAAGUUCAUUCCAGAGGUCAAAAACCUCUGUCCAAAUGUUCCCAUCAUUCUGGUGGGCAACAAGAAGGAUCUGCGCAAUGACAAGUACACACAACAGGAACUAGCAAUGAGGAAACAGAAACCUGUUGAAGAAAAGGAGGGCCAGGACAUGGCCAUUCGCAUCAAUGCCUUUGGCUACGUGGAGUGCUCAGCCAAGACUAAGGAGGGCCUCCUGGAGGUGUUGGAAUUGGCCACAAGGGCAGCACUGCAAACCAAGAAGCACAGCAAAGAGAGUGCCUGCCUCUUGUCAUAGAGGGUGAGGGAAUGUUGGGAAAGGGAGGAGCAGGGACCUAAACCAGUUCAACCAACAAACCCGAGGAGUUGGUAUUAGAAAGGGGAUGCAUUACUCAGGAUCUCAGGAGGAGAGGGGGGCGGAGACAUUCAAUCAGGUCAAAGAAUUUCGAACAGCACUGGUUUAAGACGUUAACUGGUUGAGACGAACAAACAAGCAAUUUUGGUUUAUUUAAAAAAUAACUAAUUAAUUAAUGCAAUUUUGGUAUGUGAAGGUUUUAUACUCUUGUCAAUGCCAUGUUUAAAAUAGAUUGAACAGAUCCAAGAUAGCUAGUCUGUGUUUGGACUGCCCAGGUGUCUGGAUUUUGCUGAUACUGAAGGAUCAGAUGAUUGACAGAUAUGUAAAUAAUGGUCAUGGUCAACUAAAGGAAGUGAUGCAAAACUAUUUUUUUCUGAAGACUAGAUCAUUUGAGCAUGCAACUCAUUGUGGAAGUUGAAUGAUACUAUGAUAUUGCUGAGACAAUAGUAAUUCACUUUAUUAUAUCUUCCCAGAAGUUUAGCAAAAUAUCAACUUUUGAAAAUGAAAUUAAAUUUCAUGUAAUGCAUUUCUUAAUAAUAAAAAAAGGUAGUACAUCAGAAGAAUGAGCAGUGGUGUCUUAAUAUUGGAAAUAAAGGA
Messenger RNA from Sardina pilchardus (European sardine), 3108 nucleotides. RefSeq lists its product as uncharacterized. The transcript has 7 exons. NCBI's taxonomy places the organism in Eukaryota, Metazoa, Chordata, Actinopteri, Clupeiformes, Clupeidae. Gene Ontology annotation, molecular function: GTPase activity; GTP binding; protein binding. The record is from RefSeq and is a predicted model, not a curated record. Gene Ontology annotation, biological process: regulation of apoptotic process. The coding region runs from base 187 to 2454 and encodes 755 amino acids.